Molecule: messenger RNA, 1134 nt
Organism: Musa acuminata AAA Group (dessert banana)
Lineage: Eukaryota; Viridiplantae; Streptophyta; Magnoliopsida; Zingiberales; Musaceae
Product: U1 small nuclear ribonucleoprotein C
Exons: 5
Coding region: 160-774 (204 amino acids)
Biological process (GO): mRNA 5'-splice site recognition; mRNA splicing, via spliceosome; spliceosomal snRNP assembly
Cellular component (GO): nucleus; U1 snRNP
Molecular function (GO): pre-mRNA 5'-splice site binding; zinc ion binding
Source: RefSeq, a predicted model, not a curated record
AAGCAUCGGUAGACAUUGAAAGAGGAAUAGGGCACGGUCUUCUUCACGCUUCCCCCUCCGCUGCUUUCUCCCCGUCUCCUUGACGGUUCGCCUUCUGCUCUCCAUCGAUCGCGAAGGCUUCGCCUUCGAUCUAAAGGCUUCCGAUCGCCACCAGUAGCCAUGCCUCGGUACUACUGCGAUUACUGCGACACUUACCUGACUCAUGAUUCUCCAUCUGUCAGAAAGCAACAUAAUGCUGGCUACAAACACAAGGCAAAUGUCCGUGCUUAUUAUCAGCAAUUUGAGGAGCAACAAACUCAAAGUCUAAUUGAUCAGAGAAUCAAGGAACAUCUAGGCCAGGCUGCAGCAUUCCAACAUCAAGUUGGUGCAACUUAUAACCAACAUCUUAUGUCCAUGCCAGGAAAUCGGCCCCCUCUUCCAGUUUUAGGACCACCUAUCUUGCCUAUGGGAGCACCAUCUCAGGGAAUGCUACCGGGAGUUAGGCCCCCUCUCUUGCCUCCUCCAGUUGUUGGAGCUCCAGGUUAUGGUCCUCUUCAUACUAUGCCUACUGCUCCACCGUCAGCGGUACCACCUGGUGCUGCUGCAUCAGCACCGAUGCAAGUUAGUAAUCUUCCUAGGCCUCCUCAAUUGACACCUCCAAUUUCCGGGGCCAUGUCAAUGCCAACCACCAAUGGUGCUGCACCUGCCAUCAAUCCUGUGAUGUAUCAAGCCAAUCCAUCGUCAACUACAACUGGAAGCUUUGAUUCAUUCAAUGCGGCUUCUGGAUCUGGUUGACAGAGGGCAUCACAUGUAUCCACCGCUCCUGUUUCAGCAAAAUGCCUUACUAGGAUGCAUUUUGAUCUGCCCCGACUAAGACUAAUCUGCUAAAUUUGGGUACAAGUUUUCACUGUGUUUUUACAUGUAUGAAUGAAUUACUAUUUUGUCGAUUGCUUCUCGCUUAUAUUCGUGUUGAAUCAGUUCACAAACACGAUAUGUGCAGACUGAAUGGAUUGCUAUUCUAGAGCUCCGUGGGUCAUCGUGAGAUGGUUAAAGGUAGAGAGAGUCCACUUGUCUGUAUUAUUUCUGGAGUUGUGUAAUCAAAUAUCUAUCUGGACACACUCCGAUCAGUAAUAGUUUGCAUCGGCAUUUCUGACA